Messenger RNA from Hirundo rustica (Barn swallow), 2194 nucleotides. It is a transcript of the gene CD320, whose product is annotated as CD320 molecule. The record is from RefSeq and is a predicted model, not a curated record. NCBI's taxonomy places the organism in Eukaryota, Metazoa, Chordata, Aves, Passeriformes, Hirundinidae. The transcript has 5 exons. Gene Ontology annotation, molecular function: protein binding. The coding region runs from base 87 to 614 and encodes 175 amino acids.
GUUGGAGCGCACGCGCUUUUCCUGCGCGCUCCGCGUUUGUAGCGGCGCGGCGACCCCAGCGAGUCCCUUCGGCUGUGUCCCGCGGCAUGGCCGGGCCGCGACUGCUGCCGCCGGGGCUCCCGCUGCUGCUACUGCUGCUGCUGCCGCUUCUGCCGCUUCUGCGGCUCUCGCCAGGCGAGGCCGACCCGUCCCGCUGCCGCCCGGACGAAUUCCAGUGCGCGCCCGGCGCCCUCUGCUUCCCUCAGGACUGGCGCUGCGACGGCCACCCCGACUGUGAGGACGACGAGGACGAGCGGGGCUGCGAGACCGCGACCGCGGCGGAGCCGAGUCCCGGCGGCCCCGCGGUGACUCCGCUGAGGAGCUCGGCGGUGCCGCCCGCCGUCAGCACAGAGCCUGCAGCUACCCCUGAGCCUGAGGUCUCUGUGCCAUCAAGUAGUCAAGGUUACACAUGGAUCUUGAUUGUUGCAGGGCUCCUGAUCAUCCUGGUAGCUGCAGGUUCUGUUGCUGUGUGGGGUCUGUCCAAAGCAAAACGCAGAUCUGACACCUUCAGUCUUGAAAAAGCAUCCAGAGAACAGUUGAUGCCUGACAAGAGCCAGAAAGGCUCCUUGCCCUGAAGGGGAUCCUUAUCCCGAGGUGAUAAGGUGGGACUAGCCUGAUCUGUCUCCUGCUCACCACAGAGCCUGACUGAAUUGGACAUCAGCUCUCGAAUCUGGGUUGUUACACUAGAAUACCAAGAGGAUGCUCUCUCUGUAAAUGGGUCUUAGAUUGUGGGACUACCUUGGCUCCAGAAAUAGCACAGGACCUUCCCUGGUGCUGUGACAUCAGCCCUCCCAAAGGUGGUAGUUCAACUGACUCCUUCCACUUCCAGCCAAGAGCCUUUUUUCAUCUGCCCCAUCCUUACCCCUGGAUUUUAUCAGGGAACAGGAGCUUUCUCGCUUAUUUCCAUAGUCACUCACUGCCUGCACAGAUCAGACAAAUACUCCAUGUUUGCACUACUGUUUGAUGCUGCUCAGUCCCGUGCAUGGGAGGCUUUUACUGACAGUGCCACCAUGGAGGUGACAGUUACUCUAGCUUUGGUGUGCUGUCACCCAAGCCUACAUGGGGCAAGGAGCUUCUGGGCCAGCAGCUCCUCUCACACUCCCUUCUACAAACAUCUCCACCUGCUCUGCUCACCCCAGUGCUGAAUGCUGCAUGGGGCUCCUCUUAAUAUUUUUAAUGGUGUCUUCCUUAAAGUUGUUCUGACAUGAGUGGUGUUCCUCAAGAGUCCUUACUGGGACCAGUGCUAUUCUGGGUUUUCAUCAGUGGUGUGUAGAGUGGGAUCAAAUGGACCCUCAGCCAGGCUGAGGAGUGCAGCUGAGGAGAGGGAUGUCAUCCAGAGGGACCUUCAGGCCAACAGGAACCUCAUGAAGUUUGAUAAGGUCAAGUGAAAGGUCCUGUACUUUUGUUAGGGCAAACCCUGGAGAAGAGACAGCUCUGGGGAGCCUUGUUGUGUCAUGUCCAUGGCUAAAGGGGGAUUGUAAGAAAGAUGGAGGGGCCUUUUCACCAAACCCCGUAAGGACAAGGGGCAACAGGUACAACCAGAGGGUGAGCUUAGGUAGGACGUGAAGGAGGGUUUUGUGGUGAGGCCCUGGCACAGGUUGCCCAGAGCAGCUGUGACUGUCACCUCCCUGGACCAAGUUGGACAGGGCUCUGAGCAUCUUGGUUUGGUGGAAGUGUCUCUGGAAAUGCAUCACAUCUUGGGUCAGACACUCUCUGUGUGACACCUGGGGCCCCACCCAAAGGACUCUGUGCCGUGGCACCUCUCAGAACUGACUGUGCAGGGGCAGAUUAGUGCCCAGUGCCUCUAGUUCAGUAUUGGCCAUGUGCACCUUGCACAAGUGUUCACUAAGCACGCCAAGCUGCUGCCUUGGCUGCUGACCUCUGUGCCUUGAAGGUCGGAACUUGGCUUGCCAAGCAGACACCAGUCAUCAGCCUUGGGGUAGGAGUCUUCCACUCCUGGAUAGUGUGUGAGUGCUGCCAUAUCCCACAGGAGGAGCUUCUAUAUGUGGUAUGGAGUCCUGAGUUAUUCCAGGGCUGCUAUUUUUAGUACCAAGGAGUCAUUUGCAAGGGCACGCACAACCUUCUGUUUCCAUAGGGACAGGUGGAGAUAGCUGUGGUGACUGACACAGGAGAAUAAAGAAUGUAAAAUUAACAA